This is a messenger RNA of Brassica napus (rape), 810 nucleotides long. Its product is annotated as deSI-like protein At4g17486. The coding region runs from base 69 to 719 and encodes 216 amino acids. The transcript is spliced from 3 exons. The record is from RefSeq and is a predicted model, not a curated record. Gene Ontology annotation, biological process: protein deubiquitination. Gene Ontology annotation, molecular function: deubiquitinase activity. Lineage: Eukaryota; Viridiplantae; Streptophyta; Magnoliopsida; Brassicales; Brassicaceae.
GAUUAACAGAAGAAGGCCACGAAAGAAUAAAUUUUUUUAAGGGUCCUUCCUUGGUCGGUUAAAGAGAAAUGUUGUGUAGAAUGGUGGUGGUUAACAGCCGGAAGAAGAAACCCGGUUCGGUUCCGGUUUACCUGAAUGUAUACGAUCUCACUCCCAUCAAUGGCUACGCUUACUGGCUAGGACUUGGAGUCUACCACUCUGGCGUUGAAGUUCAUGGGGUUGAAUACGGUUUCGGAGCUCACGAGCAUUCAACAACGGGAAUCUUCGAGGUGGAACCGAAGCAAUGUCCAGGCUUCACUUUCAGGAAGUCUAUUUUGAUUGGAAGAACAGAGUUGGAUCCUCAACAAGUCUGUGCCUUUAUGGAGAAGCUUGCUGAAGGGUACUGCGGAAACACGUACCAUCUCAUUACCAAGAACUGUAAUCACUUCUGCAAUGAUGUUUGUGUUCGGCUGACAAGAAGAUCUAUCCCUAGUUGGGUUAACCGUCUUGCUCGCUUCGGUUUGUUCUGCAACUGUGUUCUGCCGGCAGAGCUGAACGAGGCAAAGGUGAGGCAGGUGAGAUCAAAAGAGGAGAAGAUCCCGGAAGUGAAGAAACUUAGGAGCAGGUCAAGUAGGUUUCCACCUAGCUCUUCACUUUCUUCACCAGGUUCUUUAAACCGAAACCGAAGAGGUGAAAGGAGAAGACAGUGUCUUCCUCCAACACCACCUGUGAGUGCUUAGCUCUAGUCCUUAUAAUGAUCCCAAGAAGUUAUGUUUAUGUGAACAAAUAUAUUUCUUGAUGAUAAUGGUAUAAGAUCUUCACAUUACUUCA